Molecule: messenger RNA, 1007 nt
Organism: Capsaspora owczarzaki ATCC 30864
Lineage: Eukaryota; Filasterea; Ministeriida; Capsasporidae
Exons: 3
Coding region: 26-877 (283 amino acids)
Source: RefSeq, a predicted model, not a curated record
AUUCAUUCGGAACACACAACCAAGAAUGGACCUGCUGCGCUCAGUCGGACAGUGGGCACACAGGCCAUCACCGCAGCAGCCGGACGGCCAACAGACUGCUCAGCGCCAACGUACCGCAGUCCAGCGCCUCAAUGCACGGCGGAGACUGGCUCGCGAGCGAUUCCGCAACGCAGUCCGCAAAGUCAUUCUGAUGCGCAAAUUUGCCUCGCCACGAACAUUGCGACUCGAGAAUGCGCUCAUCACCAAUGCCGUGCACUACGAUGUCAACGGCCUGGGUGUUCACUUGGACCAGGACCCCGCCACGAUGGAGUUUGGCGUAUUCACUCAAAGAAAUAGCCAGCGCAUGUACAGACCAUUCCCGAUGGUCGCAUUUCACGCAGUGUCCAUGCGCGAUCUGGGAGUUUACGUUGGGUUUGCGCUGGGUUUGCUGCUCAUGCUCUUUCGGCCGUCCCUGUUUGUGCCGCUCGUGCGCGCCAUGCUGGAAUUCCUUCUCCAGACAAAGCUCACCGAUUUGUCGUCGGCCUUGAUGACGGAUGUUGUCGCCACGGAGGGCUGGAAGCGACUUGUCACCUCGACCAUCUCCUAUGCUGGAGGCAUUCUGCAGGCGGCAGCCAUCUUUUGCUUGGCGCUUGCCGCUUACAUUGGUGUCGGUUGGCUCCUGUGGCGCGUGAUCAAGGGCUUUCCACAAAAGCUGCACGAGAGCUACUUUUGGAAGGCCAACUGUCCCUACUGCCACUUUGACAUUCGCUUUCGCCUGCUCCUUCGCUUCCGAUGCAACCAUUGCGGCUGCAUGUCGCGGUUUGACGACAAGCUGCGGCUGUUGGUGCCCUUGGACGCGCUGCCGUUGCCAGCCUCCAAGCGUUCUGCAGCACUAUAAAAGUAAAACAUUGCUGCUGGUUUCGUUGUGCUGAAACAAUGAAGCGCUCUCAAGCAUCGAACAACCAAACAUUGACGAGCAAAAUAUCGAUUAAUUUUUAAGACCCAAUAAAGCAAUACAAGAGAAGCAA